This is a messenger RNA of Peronospora matthiolae, 2346 nucleotides long. Lineage: Eukaryota; Oomycota; Peronosporomycetes; Peronosporales; Peronosporaceae. The record is from the annotation of a GenBank genome assembly.
AUGUGCGGCAUCGGGUUAGUGCUUACGGCUUCUUCAACUUCAUGUCCAACAUGCGCAGAGACUUGUCCAGCUGCGGUCCCUUCAUCGCGUGUGAAAGGUCCUUUCGACCCAAAAGCGUACUGCGACGCCUCCCAAUUCAAUCAUGAGCUUCAAAAGAGACUUCGUGAACGAGGUCCGGACCAGCACGACCACCACUUUCGUCGCCUCGCCUCGAAUUCCGAUCAUGACAAUGGCUUUACACUUGCAAUGCACAGUGCGGUGUUACAUCUCCGUGGCGAUCGAGUCAUUCGGCAACCAGUGGUGGAUUCCGAUGGUAAUGUUCUGUGCUGGAAUGGUCAAGUCUUUGGAAUGGGUGGACCAGAGCGCUUGACAGCAAAUGCUUGCAAAAGCAAAGACGACGGCACCAAUGAUGACGAAAUCCUGCACCGGAGUGAUACGAUGAUGCUGUCCAAGAAGCUGCAAUCGGCUGGACGGCAACAUGUGGCUCCAAAAAUGACGACAACAAGCGUCGCUGAUCCAGUUGUUGAAGUACUGCGUCAAGUUCGUGGACCUUUUGCAGUACUGUGGCUUCAUGCCACAACCAACAGAGUGUACUUUGCCCACGACCGGUUCGGACGUCGGAGUUUGCUCUACAAGCACUGGGGAAGUGAUCACCGAAGGGACGUGAUAGCAAAGCUGGCAGGAACGAACACGACAUCGACGACAUGUUCUCGGACCAACUUGAUUGGGUUCGUGCUGACCAAUGUAGCCAUUGGACACGAUGAUCCAGACUCGAUGCAGUAUAGAGAGCUCCCAGCAUCAGGUGUAUAUGUGCUGAAUCUGCACGAAGACCAAACGCAAACAGCAGCGACCACGCCAUCUUGUACAAUGGAGUUUCAUCCGUAUCCACCGAUCGAUCCCAGAUUGGCACUGUCAGUAUCGGAAAUGGAGGCUUCAACCGACAUCUUGGAUCGGUUUAAGUGUCAAUUGCCUUGCUUAGCAAUGACUUCGGAGACCAGAACGACGUUGAGGGCUUGCGCACAAGCAUUGCUGGUAGUGCUUAGCAAUGCCGUCGGUCUUCGAGUUCGAUCGAUCCCUUCACGCCUUUUCUCCAACAAAUAUGAUGCUUCAGCUCGAGUCGCGGUAUUUUUUUCAGGAGGCUUGGAUUCCGUCGUGCUUGCAGCUCUCACGCAUUUCCAUGCUCCUGCAACCGAACCUGUGGAUCUCUUGACCGUCUGCUUUGAUGAAAAGUCAAAUUUCGCGUCGCCGGACCGUCACGCGGCUGAGUUGGCCCAUGCUGAGCUCUGCACAUUGUUCCCAGAGCGCCAGUGGAAUCUCAUCAAGAUAAACGUACCUCGGGAGGAGCUCGCAAGCAAGCAACACGAAGUCCAGACGCUUAUGACCCCUUGCGAUACGCAUAUGGACUUCAACAUCGCUGCUGCCUUCUGGUUUCUCUCGCGCGGUCGUGGAGUGUUGACCAAGUUGACUCCAGCAGCUGGGAAUACGACUCCGAAGAAGACGGACGUGCUUCUUGCGCCUCGACGAGAUGCUUUACAUGAUACCGAGGCGCGAGUUGAUUCGAUUUCUGAUGGCAAGAAUGCGAAUGGUAAUUCAGUGCUGCGUUCUUCGAGUCGAUGCACUUCCACCCCGAAGCACGGCUGUACUGUGGGUGUUUGUGAAAGUUGCCGUAUUGAAGUGCACAAGGCAGCGAGUUCUCGACUUGACGCAUCAUCAGAACCUGUCAAGAAACAACAGCAACAACAAGAGCAAGACCAUCCGUCAAAGGACGCACUGGAACAGUCAGCUUCCAGCCGUCACGUGCAUUGCUCCAUGCAAACCGACUCGUCUUCAUUUUCCAGCUCGACUUCAGUACCGAUUCGGACUGGCGGAACAUCCUCGAUUGCGUCUCGUUAUCAGACGAAUGCACGAGUGGUGCUCGUUGGUAUCGGAGCGGACGAGCAGCUCGCAGGGUACGGGCGUCAUCGCACAACAUUGAUCCACAGAGGUGAGCAAGCCUUGCGAGCUGAGUUGAAAAUGGAUCUUGAUCGGCUUUGGACACGCAAUCUUGGACGUGACGACCGCUGCAUUGCUGCCCAUGGACGAGAGGCGCGGUUUCCAUACCUUGACGAAAAUGUAGUGUCUACAAUCUCAAACUUCCCCGUCUCCUGUCUGUGUGACACCGACCUCCCACGUGGUGUCGGUGAUAAGCGCGUGCUACGCGUUGUAGCCCAAUCUCUUGGACUCAAAAGCUGUGCUGGACUUGCGAAACGCGCAAUCCAGUUUGGAUCGCGGAUUGCCAAGGUUUCUCACACUGGUAGCAAUCGCCAAACACAAGGAGAUAACAAGUUUAUAGGUAUGAAAAGCUGA